Messenger RNA from Anolis sagrei ordinatus, 1544 nucleotides. Its product is annotated as histamine H3 receptor-like. The record is from RefSeq and is a predicted model, not a curated record. Gene Ontology annotation, molecular function: G protein-coupled serotonin receptor activity; G protein-coupled acetylcholine receptor activity; histamine receptor activity. Gene Ontology annotation, biological process: chemical synaptic transmission; adenylate cyclase-inhibiting G protein-coupled acetylcholine receptor signaling pathway; G protein-coupled receptor signaling pathway, coupled to cyclic nucleotide second messenger. Gene Ontology annotation, cellular component: synapse; plasma membrane; dendrite. NCBI's taxonomy places the organism in Eukaryota, Metazoa, Chordata, Lepidosauria, Squamata, Anolidae.
GAUUCCGCGCGAGGAGGCGAGAUGGAGCCGCUCUGAAGGCGCCUCGGGAUCCGACCCGCGAUGGGCGCCGAGAUGAACGCCUCCUCCUCCUCUUCUUCUUCUGACCUCUCCUCCUCCUCCAUGGGCCCCCCCACGGGCGAGGGGUGCCUGGGGCCCUGCCCUCCCCCCGGGGGCCUCUCGGCGCCUCUCUCGGUCUUCCUGGCCGCCCUCAUGGCGCUCCUGGUCCUGGCCACCGUCUGCGGCAACGCGCUGGUCGUGGUGGCUUUCGCCCUGGACCGCAGCCUCCGCACCCAGGGCAACUUCUUCUUCCUCAACCUCGCCAUCGCAGACCUCCUCGUGGGUGGGUUUUGCAUCCCCCUCUACAUCCCCUACAUCCUCACGGGUGAAUGGAAGUUUGGGAAGGGCCUCUGCAAAGUCUGGUUGGUGGUCGAUUACCUGGUGUGCACGGCCUCCGUUUUCAACAUCGUCUUGAUCAGUUUCGACAGAUUCAUCUCCGUCACGAAGGCGGUGAGUUACCGAGCUCAGAAAGGGGUGACCAAGAAUGCCGUUGUGAAAAUGGUGAUGGUGUGGGUCGCCGCUUUCCUCCUCUACGGUCCAGCCAUCAUCAGCUGGGAGCACGUCACCCAACGUAGCAUCGUUCCAGAGAAAGAGUGCCACGCUGAGUUCUUCUACAACUGGUACUUCCUCAUGAUCGCCUCCACCAUUGAGUUCUUCACGCCUUUCAUCAGCGUGACCUACUUCAACCUGAGCAUCUAUUUCAACAUUCGGAAACGGACGCCCAUAAGGACCGAGAACCUCACUCCCGGCGAACGCGACUGCGAGGUGUGCUCCCACGGGAAGAAGCAGGAGCACGCCAUCUUUUUUAUGAAAGUGAGCCGGAAAAGGAACAACGAGCGAGCCGGCAGCCUCUCUCCAACCAAGUUGGCCACAUCGAAGCUCAACGGCCACAACCAGGACAACCAGCUGGUAGAAUUCAACAUCGACCAAGAACUCCCACCUUUACAAGUGGAUGUUCGGUCCAAAUCUCCAUGGGAUGGUUUCUACAAAGCUCUCGAGAGCAUUUCCAACAACACGAGGAAGAUGGAGGUGGCCAACACCAUGGCUAGUCGGUUUCGGCUUUCCCGAGACAAAAAAGUGGCCAAGUCUUUGGCCAUCAUUGUCUGUGUCUUUGCUUUCUGUUGGGCUCCGUACACCCUCCUGAUGAUCAUCCGAGCCGCUUGCCAUGGCCAAUGCAUCCACCAUGCUCUCUAUGAAGCGUCGUUCUGGCUCCUGUGGCUGAAUUCGGCCAUUAAUCCCAUUUUGUAUCCCUUGUGCCACAUGAGCUUUAGAAAAGCGUUUUUUAAACUGUUGUGCCCAGGCAAGGCGAAAAUUCACCCGAAUGUUUUCUCAUAACAUCAUGCAAAGCCGGUAACAAGGAAUUUUAAUAUGGAUGCAUUUAGCAUCUCAAAAGAAAUUCUACGAGGGUUGAAUGAAAAGUAAUGCCUCCACCUUCGUAACUCCUCAACAGAUGGCAGUACUGGCAUGCGGCAGGUACUGGCUUGUUC